Messenger RNA from Entelurus aequoreus (snake pipefish), 1035 nucleotides. RefSeq lists its product as uncharacterized. Gene Ontology annotation, molecular function: protein dimerization activity. Lineage: Eukaryota; Metazoa; Chordata; Actinopteri; Syngnathiformes; Syngnathidae. The coding region runs from base 99 to 731 and encodes 210 amino acids. The record is from RefSeq and is a predicted model, not a curated record. The transcript has 2 exons.
CAGUUUCCUAACUAGACGUCUUGAAAAUAUGACGUGUCAAAGAAAGCUGUCACUUUAAGGAAUUGCCUUUCACCACGGAGACACCCAGAGAAAAGUACAUGUCUAAUUGUUACUGUGCAGUGUUUACCUCGACAGGUCGCGGCCAGCACUUGAAAGCACCGCUUAUGACGGUCCACUCGCAGCCACGAGCACUUGAAAGCAUCACGCAAUUUCAGCACCUUAGAGCCAUCUCUUCACUUGAUGAGAGAUUUCAGAGCCUUGGAGAGGUGAAUGGCAAGUUUGGAGUACUCCUCAAUUUCCACAACUUACAAAAAGAAGAGCUGCUACAGCAGUGCCAAACCCUGAGUACUACUCUGACCCAUGACAGCCAGCUGGACAUUAAUGGCACAGAACUUGCAAUGGAAAUGCAGAAUUUCCCACCAUUGCCAUCAAAGAACAUGACAAACAUGGAACUCUUGACCUUCCUGCAUGAGAAGAAGCUGACAGAAAUUUACCCCAACAUGUGGGUUGCUCUGAGAAUCUCUGCCACUCUUCCUGUUACAGUGGCUGCUGCUGAAAGAAGCUUCUCUAAGCUCAAACUCAUUAAAACCUACCUGAGAUCUACUAUGAUGCAAGAACGUCUCAGUGGACUUUCCAUCAUAAGCAUAAAUCAUGUGGUCUCAAAUCAGUUGUCAUAUGAUGAUGUUGUAGAUGACUUUGCUGCAAGAAAGACUAGGAGAGUAAGGCUGUAGCAGGUGAUGUGAGGUUGAUGAGGGGGUGGUGUACAGUCAUUUGUAAGUCAUUCUAGUUAAUGCAAUAUUAAAAAGCACAAAUAGAGAACUCUGUAGGAUCCCCUUUUUUGUAAUAUAGUUGUUAAAGUCAUACUAGUUUGAUAUCUUGUUUUGUGCAGGGCCUUAUUUAUAUUGUAUUUUUAAUUUAUUUUAUGCAACUUGUUGACACGUUUUAUUUUGUGUUUAUGUAUCUAAAAAAUAUUGUAUUUCAUAUAUUCAUUUUUUAUUUUUUUGUAUUCAUUUAUUAAUUCAUAUUUUUUGUAUC